This is a messenger RNA of Dibothriocephalus latus, 648 nucleotides long. Lineage: Eukaryota; Metazoa; Platyhelminthes; Cestoda; Diphyllobothriidea; Diphyllobothriidae. The record is from the annotation of a GenBank genome assembly.
AUGUAUUGGUAUACGUUUCACCUGGAGGAAAAUCUCGUUGCCACGGAUAUGCCUAUUGACACGCCUUCAGAGAAUAUGCUCAACUUCAUGCGUAAACACUACUGCUCAGAGGCACCCAUUUGGCAGUCCAAUAACUUUGUGGUCUUUCCGUUGUUUUUUGCGCAUGCCGAGAAAUUCAUGAAACCCCGAAGGAUGCGUUCAGCCACGCCCUGCGCUCGGUCUCCUCCUCUGGCCAGACCGAGUCAAGGGAGCUUAACAAUGCGCGAGCUCCCGGUUAAACCUGCCGUCUGCUCCACGGACUCGGCAGUUCAGGUUACUCCGCAAGUUACGAAUAUCCAGCUGCCUGGUGCUAUUGAACGUACUUCCAACAGUCUAUCGAAAACGGAUUCCACAAAGCCCCCAGUUGAGGAUCCCACCCCAACGAGGUUUCUCCCCUCGGUCAAAGUUGGAAACGAUGCGAUGGAGAAAAUGCCGCCCCCAGGGGUAUCCAAACGCGAAUCCAAUAAGCUGUCAAGCUCUGAUCAGUCUUCUUCGAACUCCGUUAGGUUGGUGCCUCUGGUUUCAGCUUGUAUAAAAUAUCUACUGAAGUGUUUUAGUAGGCGUGUUUGUGUUGUACAAUAUUUUCGCGUUUUUGUAGGUCUGCCGUAG